Lolium rigidum is the source of this 4630-nucleotide messenger RNA. RefSeq lists its product as uncharacterized. Bases 123 to 1313 code for a protein of 396 amino acids. The record is from RefSeq and is a predicted model, not a curated record. Lineage: Eukaryota; Viridiplantae; Streptophyta; Magnoliopsida; Poales; Poaceae. The transcript is spliced from 9 exons.
CUCUUUCUUUAUAUACCAAAAAAUCCCUUGGCAUCCAACCCUCCUCCGCCUCCGCCUCCGCCUCGACCUCAACCGACGCACCAUCUUCGGCUUGUAUAGGAACCAGAUCUACGAGCACGAGGAUGACUGGAACCAGAUCUAAGAGUACGAGGAUGACUGGAACCAGAUCUAAGAGUAUGACGACGACUGGAACCAGACCUUCUUCGAACUACAAUUUGCCGGAGAAGCCUAAGCCCAAUCUGCCGGAGAAGCCUAAGCAGCACCUUUACCUUGUGUUUGAUGACUGGAACUCUGGAUACUCCAUCCGCAAGGUGAGCUUGUCGCGCCGCUCAGGCAAAGGAUCUGAGCAAUCGUCCGAUUCAGGAGAAGACUCUGAGCAGUCCGGCUUAAAGCCCUUCCCAGCUUUCAUGCGCAUCCAGGCGAUGCGUGGGCUUCCCAAUAUGUUCACGUCAGCCUUUGGCACCAAGAUCAUGGCGAUGCAAACAUCUCGUGAUGUGAUGGCGGGAAUCCCAACUAUCGACGUCCAGGAUCUUACCAUCUCCUCUGAACCUCCACCAAACUUUCCGUAUUAUCCACUCUACAUCCCCGUCAGUGAUGAUAGGCUCUAUGCUCUGGAUAUUGGCUCAUUUGAACUCCUCCAGAAGCCAGAACCGAGUGGACUGUGGAUGUGGAAGAUACUCAGUUGUCCUCCAUUCUCACUUUCAGCUGUCUCCUCCUACGCCGUGCGACCCGAUGGAUGCAUCCUCGUCAGUAUCGACACUGUUGGCACCUUCAUCUUGGACACCAAGGAGCAUGUGUGGAAACUAUGUGGUCGUUGGGUGUUCCCCUUCACCGGCCAUGGACACUAUGACACCUCCCUGGAUGGCUUUGUUGGUCUCCCCAAAGACCCGGAGAAACUUGGGUACCUCUGCUGCUGCACCAUGGCCAGCACCACGACUAGCCAAGGAUUGCAGUAUUCCUACACCAAGACGAAGGUGUACAACAGGGACCUAGCUGAGGGGCAGCAGCAUGUAAGUGCCACCCUUGUGCACAUGCGCCAGGGCAAAUUCUGCCUUGUGGAGUGUGUCUGCACUGAUGACACACAGACUGAUCAGGAUGAUGUGCCCGUGGUGCUGCUGGGGCCUGAUUCGGAUGAUUUUAUUGGAGGCGGGCCCCAAGGUGGUCGUUUUAUGUAUCGUUUGAAAACCUUCUCCCUCAGUUAUGACACGAAUAGAGACCUCAAGCUUAGACACUGCAAGGUUCGUUGCUACAGCCUGCCUCAUGAAGCAAGAAUUGGUUCCAUCCGUCAGGAUCCAGUGGCAUUUUGGCUGUGAAAUGAAAUGCUAAAAUCAUGAGAUAAAUUAGUUCCUAUGUUUUCAGCUUCAAUGUUUUAGUUUGGUGUAAUCUCAAACUGUGUUAUUCGUGGAUCCUGUGCUGAUGUGUCUCUAUGUGGUCACUCGGCUUUGUUUUUUCAGUAUAUAUGUAUAAGUCAGUGACUAAUUCAGUUAGGGGCUUUGCAAUUGCUCUGUUAUCACUUUCUAGUAGAUAACUGCUUUUUAUGAGAUGUAUGGAGAAGGCUAGCCUCCAGGUCCAUGUAAUGACAGACAAUUGGUCUAUAACUUAACCUGCAAAGUCACCUUUGAUUAUGGUUCAUAACUUCACCUGCAAAGUCACCUUUUAUGAUAAGGAUACAUAAUUUCCAUGUCCCAAUACGGAUGUUUUCAGUUUUCAGUUAAACAUAUGUUCUCUUCAUAUACGGAUGAACCCUCAGCCUUUUGUACUUUGAUGCACAUUUUGUUCAGAUUAAUUGAUUCAAUAUAAAUCAUGUUUGGUCCUUGGAUGAGUUUGAGUUUUCUAAAUUGUAGCAUUGAAUAAUCCAGAAGCAUGGAUGCACCUUGUCUAGUUUGAUUUUGUUGUUAUUUCUUCUGCUGGCUCAUUGAAGUUUAUUAGUACCUGUGUUCUUUCAAGUAUCCUAUGCAUUCGCAUAUUUCUAAUGAUAUUUGGUUGAGUAAGCCAUACAAAGGGAAAUGGUUGUGUAUUCCAUAGGUUUAGUGCACUGCCUUUAAUUAUUUAACCUUAGCAACAUUUACUGCUCUCUUUUCAUAGACUUACUGCAUAUACUUCUCCCCACUGUUUCUGCUGCUUGAACAUAACGCUUCUUUGUAAUGACCUAAUCUUUCAUUUCCUAAGUUUUAAAAUUUUCUGUUUUUAAUUUGUUCAGUUCUUAUGUAAUGUGCUUCUGAUUUUUAUUUUGUUUCUUCUGAUAUUUUGAUAUGUUCAUUCUUAAAUUUGCUCUUCAUUUUUCAGUCGGCACCUUUUUUUAAUUCUUUCUUUCUACAACAGCGCCAAAGGUAUCAAAACCAAAGGCAUUAAUUUUGUGCUUUAGAUUUUCUCAGUAUUUCAGUAAUUCAUUUUUGUCUUUCUGCACUGCUUGUCAUAGCUCAUUUUCUGUCUUUACUGUUUUGUAUUUCAGGUUAUCAGUUUUCUCUUCAAUCAUUAUAUGAUUAUGUCAUAUUUCUUCAGUCAUUGUUUGUUACUUACUUAUGUAGAGAGAAUAAAGUUGGUCAGAGAUGUGUGGUGGCAUAGCAGCAGUUGAUUUCAUCGAUGAUCAGAUGUUUAUCUCAUUUGCAUUCAUUUUUUAGUAUUUUCUGUUUCUCAUGCUCACUUUUUCAUGAAUGGACUGUGCGUACUAGAUUGAUAGUUAGAAUCUCUUCUUGUACCACUCCAUGAGCUGGUGUUACCGUCGGUGAUGAUGCUUGGCUGCUGGUGGAAUAUGACUGUCGGUGGCGGUGCUUGUCUGCUGGAGGAAUAUGCCACUCUCUGAACCUUAUUGAGAAAUUAGUGUAGGAGUUUGUUUUCUAGAAGUUUUUAUAUCCAGAUUUGGAAGUUUUACUAUCUUAUAUUUUUCAGGGAUCUGUUGCCUGGCAUGUUCGAUGGACUGUCCAAAGUUCAAAUGUUUCUUCGUUCAGUUUUUAUUUCUUCUUCAGUUACUUUAGUCUUCAGUAGGUGAUUCUCUCUUCUAUCAGCGUGUCUCACUUUCAUUUUAUAGUAUCAUGAGUGUUUUUAUUAGUUUUCAGUUUCAAGUAACCAUUUUAGUCCAUGUUAGUCCUUCUAGUGACGCCAAGUUUCUUCUGUGUAUCUUUCUUGAGUCCUCAUUCUCUCAUGCAGUGUAUUUUCAGUUUUAACUAUUGUUCAGUUAUUUUCUCAAUACGACCUAUCAGUAUUCAGCCUCUAAAUUGUCAAUCGUAUUCUUUCUUCUAAGUAUGUGUUAAUUCUAUAAUCUUCAGUUUAUCUUUCUUUAUUAUCGUUCUACAACUUAGUUGCUUAGGCUUAAGUGUUCAGUUUUCCCUCUAUUUCUUUUUCUUCAGUCUCCAAGUAGUGCAGUGUUUGCUCAUGCCUGGACAAAGGUGGUUGGAGCAGCAUCAUGUUAGUGAGCGGCAAACUGGUAAGUUUGGUGGGGCAGCAUCAUAUGAGUUAGCGCCAAAUUGAGACCAUAAACUGCUCUGCUGAUCUUACUGAUCAUAAACUGCUGUGCUUGUGCGGAACCAUGGAAUUUAUGUUAGGGGUGACUCCUGGAUCAAUGCCAAGACACAGGCUGAAUGCUAUCAUUAUCUUCUUGAUGCUGCCGUCAAGAUGUAUCAGUUAGGGAUUGAUUGGACGACUCCUGAGCAUGGUCCAAUAAACAGCGCCAAAAGAUUGUGUACUGUUAUAAGUCCUGAUGUUCCUAAUGGAGCUCAUGCAGCCAAAUCAUCAAAGCAUUGUGUUGUACUUGACAUCGAAGGAACAACAACUCCAAUAUCAUUUGUGACUGAUGUUAUGUUUCCUUAUGCUCGUGAUAAUGUGCGGAAGCAUCUGAUUUCUACAUACGAUUCUGAAGAAACCAAAGAAGACAUCGAAUUGUUGCGCAUCCAAGUUGAAGAAGACCUGAGAAACGGAGUUGUUGGGGCUGUUCCAGUUGCACCCAGUGAUGCUAGCAAAGAAGAGGUUAUUAAUUCGUUAGUCACUAAUGUUGAGUCCAUGAUCAAAGCAGACCGGAAGAUUACAUCAUUGAAACAACUUCAGGGUCAUAUAUGGAGGACUGGAUUUGAAAGCAAAGAACUGCACGGAGUUGUUUUUUAGGAUGUUCCCGGGGCGCUGAAGGAUUGGCAAUCUCACGGUGUGAAGGUUUACAUAUACUCAAGUGGCAGUAGAGAGGCACAAAGGCUACUAUUUGGCCACUCAUCCCAUGGUGAUCUACGACAAUACUUGUGUGGUUUUUUUGACACCACAACAGGAAAUAAAAGAGAAGCAAGGAGUUACUUCGAGAUCUCAAAAUCACUUGGGGUGGACAAUCCAUCUGAAAUCUUAUUUAUCACAGAUGUGUUCGAAGAAGCCGUUGCUGCAAAGAGUGCAGGUCUCGAUGUAAUAAUCUCUAUUCGCCCGGGGAAUGCACCACUUCCUGAGAAUCAUGGUUUCCGGACAAUCAGCUCUUUCCGUGAGAUCUGAGAAAUGUGCAAGAGACAAGCAUGCGGGAGAAUCACCUUUGGAUGUGUACGUGGCAGUGCUUCGUGGGCCACUGGAUCAGUUCUUGUAAUAGCAGGAUAGCGCCUUAUUAGCAUGGCAUCCGAUUGCAAUAAAAUCAGGUGGCAGAAUAAAAGUGGGAAGAAUUGUA